Ectocarpus siliculosus is the source of this 2607-nucleotide messenger RNA. Lineage: Eukaryota; Phaeophyceae; Ectocarpales; Ectocarpaceae. The record is from the annotation of a GenBank genome assembly.
AUGCCCGGGGAAUCCCUCCGCGAAUGCAAUGGCGUAGGAGCGGCGGUUGUGGCCCUGCCGGCUGUUGUUCCUGCCGCGUCUUCGUCAGCAGCAGAGGCGGAAGACCCCGCUCGACCACAGCAUUUGCCCCCUCAGUGGACGUCGCUCUUUGUUGAUCGGGAGGGAGGAGCCUCGCUGGCCCCAUGGUGCGGGCUGGCGUCUGCGUCGAGACAUCAUUCCCCCACUUGUCUCUCCCGCACCCCAGACAUCGACUCGGGCGUGGUCGGCCUAGCAUCGGGCGCGCUACCAGAAGGCACUGCGGCCGCCGGUGACGGCGGGCUGAUCCUCAAGUCGCUACCCCCAACCGUCUACGCGGGCGUGGCAUUGGACAGCGGCCGGGGCGGGGCAGAGGCUACCACCGCAGCGGAGGGGAAUGGGGGCGCUUUGUUGGAGCUGCAGAGGGGGGCGCUGUCUUGUGCCCGCCUGCUCCCCGCCCCGCCGUCGUCGGUGAUGGCGGCCGCGGUAGACGACGCGCAGGGAGUGCUGGCGGUGCUCUUGGCGGACCAGGCCGGAACCGCGCUGCUCCUGGCGCGCGACGGCUGCGAAUUCCCGGUGGUGGAGGAACACCGAGGCAUCGCCGCCGCGUUCAAGGGAGACUUUUUGGGCAACGGUCGGGAGCAGGUGGCGCUUCUCUCCGCGGCUUCGACGGGGGCGGGCGGCUCCGGGGGUGGAGCCGGUAAACCUGGGAAGCGGGGAGCGGCAGCGUCGAAGACCGGAGGCGCCAGGUGGGAGCAGCUGCCGCUCAAGAGUCUCGUGAAGAGGGCGCUGGUAACCGACAGCUCUUGCGUCUGGGGGAACGAGCGACGGGAGGAUCUUCCGACGGCCCCGUCCGGCGGUGUUAACGGCGAGGGUGGUGCUGGUGGUAGCAGGGGUGCAGUUGCCUUGACGGGAAGUGUAGAGGUACCGAAGGGAGCCACGAAGGGGAAGAAGCGACAACGAUCGAAUGGGUUGGGAGACGAGGCCGGUGUAGCUGCGAGUAGCGGUGCGAACGGGUCUUCUGUGGCGUUGGCGAAGCCAAGCAAGACCGGGGGGGCGGACGUCAACAAGGAUAGCAGGCUCAGCCGCCUCUCGAGUGUCGUGGGAGUUUUGCGGCGACGUGUGCAAGCGGAGGAGGCGCGGCUGUUGCAGCUACGGCAAGCUAGGCGAGGCAAGGCGGCCGCCGUGGAAGCAGCCAAGCUGGCGCUGACGGCCAGCGCCGAAGGCAUAAGCGCAUGUGGGGGGGGCUGCGAAGUGAGCGCAGACGGUGGCGACCACGGCGAGGACGCUGGCCCGCCCAGAGCCUCCUCGAACGCUCGGCUCUUUUUGAAUGGGCUAGUGACCCCCGCGUUUGGCGGCGGCGGUGGCGGGUCGACGCUGCCGAGCGGUCAUCAGGUCCACGAGAGGGUUGCCGAAGAACCACCACCCGCCCCCCUUCAGUGCGCGAUCACUCGCGUUCGGUUCCACCCGCCUUCCCGGGUGCUCUGCUUGGACGCCCACGUCCGCAACCCGUCGCCUCCGAAGGCGAGCAACGCGGCAGAAAUUACUCCCGCGGCGGCGGCGGCGGCGGCGGCGGCGGCGGCGGCGGCGGCGGCGGCUGGACCUCCGGUCACUGUUGUGAACGUGUGCUUGACCGUCGCGUCUGCUUCGGGACACCUCGCGACACGCAGCGCCGUGUGCCCGCGUCUCCGACCGGGCGAAUCGGCAACGGUCCGAGCGUGCGUCGAAGUGCCUUUUGGGUUGUUGGCGGGAGGAGGCGGCGGAGGCGGCGGCGGCGGGCUGGUCCCCGGAAGGGCCGCUUCUCUCUACGCUUCUUGCAGCUGGAGGCUGGGCGGCAACAGCUCACCGGCGGCCCUCGGCGGAGGGACAAGGACGCCACCCGUAAACUCCGAGGACAUGCUCGGCCUGGGCGGCGGUGUGGCAUCGCUGGCUCAGGCACCAGAGGACAAGCAGGCGGGGCAAGACUUCUUCGACCACCACCGCUCCGCGAAAGCGGCCGCCGCGCGGGGCCGGAGGGGCGGGGCCGGCGGCGGCGGCGGCGACGGCUGCAAACAUCUCGGGCUCUUCGACGUCGGCACCCGCCUCGACCUCCUCCUGAGCUCCUCGGAUCCUUCCACGACCUCGACCACGAGCCUGGCCGCUCUCCCGCGGGCGGUGCGAUCGCUGUCGGAGGUCGCGGCGCUGCCCGAGGCUUGGGCCGGCGGGGCCGCCGUGCGCGUCAACGGGUGCUCGGAGCGCGCGGCGGGGUGCACCCUUCGGGCCGGCGACUCCCCCUCCGCCCCCGCGGUCCUGCUAACCGUUGCCGCUUGCGCGCUGCCCGACGGUACGCUGGCGUCGGCCGACCACGCCUCCGGGCAAGGACGGGCUCUCCUGGUCGCCGCUGCGGAGGCAUUGAAAGACGAGAUGGCGGCGGUGGAGGCGGUGGCGCGGGAGCGGGGUCGGCUGGACGGAGGUGGGGGGACGGAGAGGCUAGCGGCGGCAUUGCGACGGUACGGAGCAGCGCAAAGGAAGUCCGACGUCUUGGCGGCGCAACUUGCCGGUCGGGUCGUUGCCGCAUGCGGAGGGGCGGCGCCGGGGGAAGGGCUGGGUUAG